GACAAAAUCCACCAUUUGGCUCUGGAAAUUCUUAAAAAACGAAUCAAUUUCGAUGAUGAUGAAAAUGUGAAAAUCUACUUGGAAGCCAAUCACGGAAAAUCGAUAAAAAGUCAUCCGAAUAGAUUGAAAAACGGAAAUUCAGAAAUUUUUUGA
This is a messenger RNA of Caenorhabditis briggsae, 153 nucleotides long. The transcript has a single exon. NCBI's taxonomy places the organism in Eukaryota, Metazoa, Nematoda, Chromadorea, Rhabditida, Rhabditidae. The annotation marks the transcript as partial. The record is from RefSeq and is a predicted model, not a curated record.